Molecule: messenger RNA, 1416 nt
Organism: Colletotrichum chrysophilum
Lineage: Eukaryota; Fungi; Ascomycota; Sordariomycetes; Glomerellales; Glomerellaceae
Exons: 8
Coding region: 1-1416 (471 amino acids)
Biological process (GO): carbohydrate transport; transmembrane transport
Cellular component (GO): membrane
Molecular function (GO): carbohydrate:proton symporter activity
Source: RefSeq, a predicted model, not a curated record
AUGGCUACCAAGGGUGAUCACGAGGUUCAACACCUCCGCAAAGCAGCUGAGAAUGAGGUCGAGGAGAAGUUGGGCCAGUCGGCCAUCUUUGAGGCGAAGCAAGCCUCUGAUGAUGAGCAUGCACAGACAUUGAUGCAAGCCCUGACCCAGAACCGAAAGGCGGUGUUUUGGUCUGUCAUGAUUUCGAUGUCUAUCGUCAUGGAAGGAUACGAUGUCAUUCUGAUCAACAACUUCUUUGCGUACCCCGAGUUCCAGAAGAAAUACGGCAGCUGGUAUGGCGAUGAGAUCGGAUACCAGGUGUCUGGGCCGUGGCAGACUGCUUUGACCAUGGCUGCCACGACCGGUGCCAUCUUCGGCGGCCUGAUGAACGGUUUCUUCGCAUCCAAGUACGGCUACCGCUGGGUCAUGAUUGUCGCAAUGGGGUUCCUCAACUGCUUCAUCUUUGUCGUCUUCUUCGCCCACUCUGCCGCCAUGCUCCUUGUCGGACAGAUUCUUUGUGGCUUUUCGUGGGGCGUGUUUGCCACACUCAGUCCAGCAUACGACCGACUCGAUGAAGCUCGGCGAUCAAUCGAAAGACUCAGCGGCGACAAGACUCAAGACCAGAUCAAUGCUCAAUUGGCCAUGAUGGUCCAUACCACCAAGGUUGAAGCUGGUGUCACGAGUGGCGUCUCAUACAAAGACUGCUUCAAGGGUGUCGACCUCCGACGCACGGAAAUCUGCUGCAUCGCCUUCGCUGGCCAAGUCAUGUCCGGCAGCAGUUUCGCAUACACACCAACUUACUUCUUCACGACUGCCGGCAUGAACACUGCCAAUGCCUUUGAAUUGAGUCUUGGUGCGAAGGGAAUGGCUUUCAUCGGUACCUGCCUUUCCUGGUGGCUCAUCACUCAUUGGGGCCGUCGCCAAAUAUAUGUCACAGGCAUGGGUAUUCUGACAGUGAUCCUGUUCAUUAUCGGUAUUCUUGACGUUUCUGCUGGCAAGAAAGGCUUAUGGCCCUCUGGUGGCUUGUGUGUUUUCUGGCUCUUCAUCUACUCCCUUACCAUCGGUCCAAUCACAUACAGCGUAAUCAGCGAGACUUCCUCAGUGCGUCUUCGGCCGUUAACUGUCGUUCUGUCUCGAAACGCGUAUCAACUAGUAAAUAUCGUUUCGCAGGUCUUACAGACUUACAUGAUGAACCCCACGGAGUGGAACUUGCGCGGGAAGGCUGGGUUCUUCUGGGCCGCCACUGCUUGCACCAUCUUCGUUUGGUCCUUCUUCCGUCUACCUGAGGCUAAGGGACGGACAUAUGAGGAGCUUGACAUUCUGUUUGCACGUGGUGUCCCGGCCAGAGAGUUCUCCAAGACUCAUGUAGAUGCAUAUGCGUCCUCCAGCCAGGUUGAGGAUGUUCACCACGCGACCCCGCCGAAGGAAGACUUAUAA